AUGCGCUACUAUGUGCCGGCCCAAGGUCCUUCCUUGACCCUUCCCCAGCUGGCCAUUCACAACGCUCAACGAAUGCAAACUCAACCUCAAGGCUUUGUAUUACCGCUUACUACUUAUUCUGGAGCUCCGUUGGGAGUCUUUUCCGAAGCUCUUCCACCAGUGCCUCUCUCCUACUAUCCAACGCUCGACUACCGUAAUCCUGGACUCCUACCAGUACCGCAAAUCAACUAUCCAAGCUUUCUCUAUCCAUCAAUGGCCUCAGUAUCCCUGGAAACUCCAAGUCUACCGGCUGGCAUGGUACCUGUCGGUCCAACUGGAGGCUUCACUAGAAAUUUGGCUGUAUUUGGUGAAAUUCCACUUCAACAACCUCCAAGAAUUCCUAUCCAGACACCUCCAGCUAUUCCAAUUCCACUGCAAGAGUCAAGAAUUCCUAUCCAGACACCUCCAGCUAUUCCAAUUCUACUGCAAGAGUCAAGAAUUCCCAUCCAGACAGCUCCAGGAAUUCCCAUUCCAUUGCAAGAACCAAGAAUUCCUAUCCAGGCAGCUAUUCCAAUGCCACUUCCAGCUCCAGAUUUCCCCCAACUUCCAACCUAUCUCCAGCCUCAACUGAACAAUUCGAUUCCUGUCCUGAAUCCGAUUGCCUCGUUCCCGGUAGUGGUGAACCCACAAAGAGAAGAAUUCACAACUAGCAAAACAAUUGCUAAUUUUGACACUGAACCAACAACAAGAUCUGUAACAAUUGGAAAGACGAGUGCAAUUCCUAGCUGGCAAUAUUUGGCUCCUAUAAGCACGACACCGAUUCCGUCUACAUCUUUGCCAACAACUCGUUCCCCAUUGAGCUUUCUGACUGCUAUUGGACACUCGGCUAUUGGACAGUUUCAGGACGCCACCACGCAGCGACCCAGAUUCACGUUCACUUUUCGGCCCGUUAGCACAACGCCCAUCCCAACAACAACCCCAAAAAUGAGCACAUUUCCACUCAAUGUAAAUACGCAAAAAUCUCUCCAACAAACCGUGCCUCGAGAUCAAAUCUUUCGAUUUAAUCUGACUAGUCUUGCGCCAACUCAAACGACAACAUGGACACCGAUUCUCAAGGAUUCACCAAUCAAUCGCGUUUUGGAAAAGACGAAUGAACCAAACGUUGGACCGUUGAAGAUUGGCUCUCAAUGGGGUGACCGGCUACAGGGGAAACCCUUCGCCUUCCCGAAUCAGUUCAACUUUUUUGUGGGUUUAACGAGAAAAGACUCAAAGGAUUUAUCUGUC
Mesorhabditis belari is the source of this 1263-nucleotide messenger RNA. The record is from the annotation of a GenBank genome assembly. Lineage: Eukaryota; Metazoa; Nematoda; Chromadorea; Rhabditida; Rhabditidae.